Messenger RNA from Zymoseptoria tritici IPO323, 2418 nucleotides. RefSeq lists its product as uncharacterized. Gene Ontology annotation, cellular component: nucleus; nucleolus; preribosome, large subunit precursor. The record is from RefSeq and is a predicted model, not a curated record. Bases 1 to 2418 code for a protein of 805 amino acids. Gene Ontology annotation, biological process: maturation of LSU-rRNA from tricistronic rRNA transcript (SSU-rRNA, 5.8S rRNA, LSU-rRNA); rRNA methylation; maturation of 5.8S rRNA from tricistronic rRNA transcript (SSU-rRNA, 5.8S rRNA, LSU-rRNA). Gene Ontology annotation, molecular function: rRNA (uridine-2'-O-ribose)-methyltransferase activity; rRNA (guanine) methyltransferase activity. The transcript has 3 exons. NCBI's taxonomy places the organism in Eukaryota, Fungi, Ascomycota, Dothideomycetes, Mycosphaerellales, Mycosphaerellaceae.
AUGGCGAUUCAGAAGAAGCACGGCAAAGGUCGUCUCGACAAAUACUACUAUCUCGCCAAAGAAAAGGGCUACCGUGCCCGAGCCGCCUUCAAGUUGAUCCAGCUCAACAAGAAGUACUCCUUCCUCCAGAACGCAAAAUGUCUCAUCGAUCUGUGCGCCGCGCCCGGAUCAUGGCUGCAAGUGGCGGCGGAGAUCAUGCCACAGAAGUCGCUCAUCGUCGGAGUGGACUUGGCUCCCAUAAAACCCAUCCCGAAGGCGAUUACCUUCCAGGGCGACAUCACAACCGAUAAGACGAGAGCGAUCAUUCGGGGACAUCUCAAGACUUGGAAGGCCGACUGUGUCAUCCACGACGGUGCGCCCAAUGUGGGUACCGCUUGGGUGCAGGAUGCUUUCUCGCAGAACGAGCUGGUGCUGUGUUCGUUGAAAUUGGCGACGGAGUUUUUGGCGCCGAAUGGGACGUUUGUGACGAAGGUGUUCAGGAGCAAGGAUAGUGCGAAGUUGGAGUGGAUUUUCAAGCAGCUUUUCGCGAAGGUUGAGCAGACGAAGCCGCCAUCGAGCCGAAAUGUCUCCGCCGAGACUUUCUAUGUGUGUCGCGGAUACAAAGCGCCGAAGCACCUCGAUCCUCGAUUCUUGGACCCACAGCACGCCUUUUCCGAGAUUGAAGAGUCGGCGCCGAAUAAUGAGGCCAAGGUCUUCAAUCCGGAGAUCAAGAAGAGGAAGAGAGAUGGUUACGAGGAGGGCGACUGGACACAAUUCAAGGAAUGCUCGGCGAGCGAGUUCAUUCAGACGAAUGAUCCGAUCGCAGUGCUGGGAAGCAUGAACAAGCUGCAUUUCCGACAGGAAGCCAAUGGCGACAUUGCGCAGGCGGCGCUUGACAAACUGCCGGAGACAACCGAUGAGGUGCGAAUAUGCUGCGAGGAUCUCAAGGUGCUGGGUCGCAAGGAGUUCAAGACUCUCCUUCGAUGGAGAUUGAAAGCUCGGGACAUCUUCGGAAUGAGAGUGAAGAAGACGAAUGCUGAGAAAGAGAAGGCGGAAGCUGAGAAGGCGGCGGAAGAUGCGGCAGGAGAAGAGGUGGCUGUCGUUGAGAGCAUGGACGACGAGCUGCGUUUGCAAGAGGAGAUCGCCGCACUGAAGGAUACACAGAACAAGCUGAAGCGCAAGGACCGGAGGAAGGACAACGAGAGGAAGCAAAAGGAGAUUGUGCGCAUGCAGAUGGGUAUGACGACUCCUUCUGAGAUCGGUAUCGAAGCUGGCGGACCCGAAGGCAGCGAUGCAGUCUUCCGAUUGAAGGAUGUCGACAAGGGUUCGGAUGUCCGCCAAGCUAUCAUUCGUGGUCGCAUGCACACUGCGGUCGAGCCGGAGAAGCCAAAGGAGGAGAGCAGCGAUGAGGAAGAGGACGAAGACGGCGAUCUGCUUGAGCGUGAACUGGACAGCAUGUACGAGCAGUACCAGGAGAAGAAGGAAGAUCGCGAUACCAAAGCCAGGGCGAAGCGUGCACGCAAGCUUGCUCGUGGCAAUGACAUCGAGGAGGAGUUUGAAGGCUUCGAUGCUGAGGGCAAGGAAGGGUCUGAGGACAGUGACGAUGGCCUUCUUGAAGACGAGGAUGACUCGGACAGCGAUCACGAAGAUGUUGGAGAUGGGCUGUUGACGGAUCUUCAAGGCAAGGAUAUGAAAGAGGGCGGUCUCACACGACGUGCUGCGAGCUUCUUCCAGCAGGACAUCUUCAAGGGUAUUGACGGACUGGAUGACGAGGAGGAUGAUGAGCCUGAUGCAGACAAGGGCAGAGACAGCGGUGUUGACGACUGGGAAGAGGGCACCACCAAGCCUCUCGCCGACGGCGCUGAUCCUACCCGUCCAAACAUCGACAUCAUCACCGCCGAAGCCAUGACUCUCGCACAUCAACUGGCAACAGGCAAAGUCACCAAGCAACAACUCCUCGACGACAACUUCAACCGCUUCACCCUCCGCGACGUCGACGGUCUGCCCGAAUGGUUCCUCGACGACGAGAAUAAGCAUUCUCGCCCCCAACGACCAGUUUCUGGAGAAGCCGCCGCAGCCAUCAAAGAGAAGCUUCGCGCCUUGAACGCCCGACCUAUCAAAAAGGUCCGCGAGGCGAAAGCGCGCAAGACCCUCCGCACCGCUCGACGAUUGGAAAAGCUGAAGAAGAAGAGCGAAGGCUUAGCGGAAGACGGAGACGCGAGUGAGAGGGACAAGGCGAGCAAUAUCCAGAAACUGAUGGCCAAGGCGAAGAAGGGUACGAAGAAGAAGCAGACUGUUAGUGUGGUGCGUGCGGGAGGACACAAUAAGGGUCAAGGCAGACCUAGAGGUGUCAAGGGCAAGUAUAAGAUGGUGGAUUCGAGGUUAAAGAAGGAUGUUAGGGGAUUGAAGAGGGCGGAGAAGAGGAAUAAGAAGAGGUAG